Lathyrus sativus (Indian pea) is the source of this 2067-nucleotide messenger RNA. Lineage: Eukaryota; Viridiplantae; Streptophyta; Magnoliopsida; Fabales; Fabaceae. The record is from the annotation of a GenBank genome assembly.
AUGGGCAUAGCUUCGUCAACACUUACCAAUCGUAACUUCAUCACUCGCACAAAAUCUCCAAUGCCACCCAACAUCACACUCAAACCCUCUUCAUCUUCAUCUCCAUUCAAAAGCCUCACAUUUCCCAAAAACAACAAAAAACCACCCAACCCAAUACCACCCAUUGACCACUCUCACCUCUCACAACUCCUCUCCAAACCCAAUUCCGAUUGGGUCAUUUUACUCAACCACGAACUCCAUUCAAAAAAACUACUCCUCACACCCCCUUCACUCUCAACCAUCUUCCAAAACAUUCAAAACCCAUUACACUCCAUCAAAUUCUACACAUGGGUUUCCUCCAUCAACUCUUCAUUGGCAAACACCUCUUCCAUUCACCGCAUUUUAGGUAACACCUUACACAGAAACGGCCCUGUGAUUCUUUCUGCUGAGUUUCUUAACGAUGUUCACAAAUCAGGUUUUAGGGUUACUGAAGAUUUGUUAUGUGUUCUGAUGAGUAGUUGGGGGAAACUUGGUUUAGCUAGAUAUUGUGUUGAUGUUUUUGGUCAAAUUUCGUUUAUGGGUAUUGCUCCAACUACUAGGUUGUAUAAUUCUCUUAUUGAUGCAUUGGUUAAAUCAAAUUCUAUUGAUUUGGCUUAUCAUAAGUUCCAACAGAUGAUUGGUGAUCAUUGUUUUCCUGAUAGGAUUACUUACAAUAUUCUUAUUCAUGGUGUUUGUAAGAUCGGUGUUGUCGAUGAGGCACUUCGUUUGAUUCGACAAAUGAAGGAUAAGGGACUUUUUCCGAAUGUUUUUACUUACACUAUAUUGAUUGAUGGGUUUUGUAAUGCUAAGAGGGUUGAUGAAGCUUUUGGGGUUUUGGAUAAGAUGAAAGAGAGUAAUGUUUGUUUAAAUGAAGCUACUGUUAGGACAUUGGUUCACGGGGUUUUCCGUUGCGUUGAUCCGAGUAAGGCGUUUGUGUUGUUGUCUGAGUUUUUAGAUAGGGAGGAGCGUGGUGGUUUUGGUAAGUUAGCUUGUGAUACAGUAUUGCAUUGCCUUGCGAAUAACUCUAUGGCGAAAGAAAUGGCCGUGUUUAUUAGAAAAGCAUUUGCUAGAGGUUAUGUUCCCGAAAGUUCUGUUUUCAAUGUUAUAAUGGCUUGUUUGGUUAAGGGAGUUGAAUCGAGAGAAGCAUGCGAGAUAUUUGAAAUUUUCAGGAAGCAAGGUGUCAAGCCGGGUAUUGGUACUUAUUUUAUACUUGUUGAAGCUUUGUACAAGGAUGAACAGAGAGAGGAAGGGGAUCGAAUAUCCGAUCAAAUGAUUAACGACGGGUUGAUUUCGAAUGUCGUUUCAUAUAACAUGUUGAUUAAUUGCUUCUGCAAAGCAAACAUGAUGGACAAAGCAUCCGAGGUUUUUAGAGAGAUGAAACUUAGAGGCUUCACUCCUAACCUUGUUACUUUCAAUAUCCUUAUUAAUAGCCAUUGCAAAGAUGGAUCAAUAGUUAAGGCACAAGAGUUGCUAGAGAUGGUUUUAGAAAACGGACUUAAACCUGAUAUCUUCACUUUUAGUUCUAUUAUUGAUGGACUAUGUCGAAGAAAGAGGACCGAGGAAGCUUUUGAAUGUUUUAAUGAGAUGAUUGAGUGGGGUGUCAAACCAAAUGCUAUUAUUUACAAUAUCUUGAUUCGGUCUUUAUGUAGCGUUGGCGAUGUUGCGAGAUCAACGAAACUUUUAAGAAGAAUGCAAGAGGAAGGAAUAAGCCCUGAUACAUAUUCCUAUAACUCUUUGAUUCAAAUUUUCUGUAGGACGAAUAGGGUUGAGAAAGCUAAAAAGCUUUUCGAUUCAAUGUCGAAAUCUGGCCUGAAUCCUGACAGUUACACGUAUAGUGCUUUUAUAGAGGCACUGUCUGUGUCUGGGAGAUUAGAGGAAGCCAAGAAAAUGUUUUACUCGAUGGAGCAAAAUGGUUGCUCUCCUGAUUCAUAUGUAUGUAACUUGAUUGUUAAGGCAUUGGUUCGGCAAGAUUGUGUUGAAGAGGCUCAAAUGAUCGUAGAAAGAUGCAGACAGAAAGGAAUAUCUUUGAAUUGUAUUCCUGAUUCAUAG